UGCUAGAACAGGUAGCGUUCUACAAUAGCCUCGAGUAACAUGGUAUGCCAAGAUUGAGUUACCUGCUCUACAAGCCAUACCUGUGCUUCGAUUCGAUUAUUCAUCAUGAGACUAACGAAAACUAGGCCUACCUUCCUACUCAGAAGCUAUGGCUUACAUAUCUACGACAUAUAGCCGAUUCGCCUAACAGUUUUGGAGAUAAUUCGUAUUUAUAAGUUAGCGUCCAUCAGGCAAAUAAUCACCAAUAUCGCUGAGCAGUUGAUGACGUAAAGGCAACUUAUUCUUGGAUGAACCUUCUUGGGAUAUAGUGUAGUUAUUUCAGAAUUCUUACGUUCUCAUCAUGACGUUUGUUGUAAGAAUCGGCACACAGCAAGCGAAUUCGCCAACCGGGUCACCACCGCUUGCAAGCCGACCUACUGUCUCCAUCAUCCAGUCAAAACAGCGAAACAACCGUCAGGGUACCACCAUACAGUUUAGGCAACAACAGACACCGCCUCCGGUCAGCGAAGCGCCGCCAUCUUACUCUAGUCAGUUGGCAGUCCCCCAGGAGCCGCCACACGUCGUUCGGUCACCUUCGCCGGUCUCUUAUUCCUCAGAAUCGUACGAUCCAAAUACCGCGAUGACGACUUACAGGAGCGAGUUAUAUAUCCCCAUCAAGCCAGAUGAGAUGACGUUCGAGGAACGCCAGAGGAAGAUGUGGGGAGACAUGGAUCUAAGAAUGGAGCAGAGACGCCGAGAGUGGGAGUCGGAGAUUGAGCACAUGCGGAGAGAGUUCUUCAGUUUGAAGCCAAUCGAUUUCGGCAGCUCUCGGAUGAGCUCCAUUGAGCGCGUGGAUAAUUUGAGGACUUGUUUCGUGAAGGGUGAGGAUGGCUCCCCAAGGUUCAAAGUACGGUUCGACGUGCACGAGUUCAAACCGGAGGAGAUCUCAGUGCAGACGCAGGACAAGCGUCUCGUCGUGAAGGCCCGUCACGAGGAGAGGACGCAAAACGCGACAGUAACCCGAGAGUUCAGCAGACAAGUGGACAUUCCAAAGAAUGUCGAUCCCAAGGCCAUGCAGGCGUCCGUGACGAAAGAUGGCGUCUUGAUCAUUGAUGCCCCGCUGACGUCACCAGAAUAUCAGAUGCUGACGGGCAGUGGCAACAGCUCCGCUCCGACGGGAUCGCUUAUUGAGUCUCCUUUCUCCCUCCCUAUGUCUUCGUCAGGGCUGGGCCCCGGCAUCGUCACCAAACCAGACGGCACCCGCGAGCUCCGCCUUGAAAUCGACGUUGGCACGCAGUACAAACCGGAGGAGAUUACAGUCAAAACCGUCGACAGAAAGAUCUGCAUCAGUGCAAGGCACGAGGAGAAAAUGGGAAACAGAACCUCGUUUUCGGAAUUCAGUAAGGAGUAUGAGAUUCCUGAGAGUGUGGAUCCGUUCACGGUCAAUGCAUAUCUUACGGACACUGGUAAACUGAUCGUUGAGGCGCCGCUACAGAGUCAGCAGCCCCCUUCACCACCUCCUAGGGCGACUGGGCCAAGGUUUAUCGUGACGGUGCAGAGACGAUAGGUGGAGGACGUAUUCAGUAUUCAAGUUGUUCUUAUUCCAUGCGCCUUGAUGGGACUGCACGUUAUCAGAGGCUGGAGUGGGAGGUGUCAUGGACGUUUGGUCCGCGGCGGUGCUGCUGCCCUGCUGUUGAUGCGCACCUGCCAUGCAGAUAUUGCUUUCAUCGGUCACUAUUUUACAUUCAUGCAAAUAUUACAAACUUGAGGGAUCGUGGUGACAUAUCCUUAAAUCAGAUUUACUCGGAUUUAUCUUGCAAUAGGUGAUUCCCUGCGAUUGUUCAUGCCUGACGUUGCUCUCAUAUGUGGUAUCAGAAACUGUCAAAGCCGUCUUCAACAGGAACAUCUCGAAUGGAACCUAGUAUUCCCUCUCCACUUUAAUAAGGUUUGAGUGUCCUACUACCAGGUAUGAUCUGUCAAAUGGCGAGGUAAAUAACACAACCUUGAGCCAUUCGUGUGGAGAAGUAUACUCUACGGUUGCAUUGAUGCAGAGCAGUUGGGAUAAGUAACAUUAAGAGCUGGCCAACCAGGCUAGUUACCACGAACGGAA
Molecule: messenger RNA, 2089 nt
Organism: Lineus longissimus
Lineage: Eukaryota; Metazoa; Nemertea; Pilidiophora; Heteronemertea; Lineidae
Product: major egg antigen-like
Exons: 2
Coding region: 341-1546 (401 amino acids)
Biological process (GO): protein refolding; response to heat
Cellular component (GO): cytoplasm; nucleus
Source: RefSeq, a predicted model, not a curated record